Messenger RNA from Patiria miniata (bat star), 852 nucleotides. RefSeq lists its product as uncharacterized. Gene Ontology annotation, molecular function: nucleic acid binding. Gene Ontology annotation, biological process: DNA integration. The transcript has a single exon. Lineage: Eukaryota; Metazoa; Echinodermata; Asteroidea; Valvatida; Asterinidae. Bases 1 to 852 code for a protein of 283 amino acids. The record is from RefSeq and is a predicted model, not a curated record.
AUGGUGUUGGUUGACUACUACUCUAACUUCAUCGAGGUCAACAAACUUGCCAGCACCAAGUCUUCAGCAGUAAUUACUUGCUGCAAGCAACAGUUCUCACGAUAUGGGAUCCCUGAUGAGCUCAUUACCGAUAAUGGCCCCCAAUUUACAUCUGCAGAGUUCAGGCAGUUCACCAAGGACUAUGGCAUAAAACACACAACGUCAUCACCGCUGUACCCCCAGUCCAAUGGCAGAGCAGAAAAAGCAGUUCAGACAGCAAAAAAUCUCAUCAAAAAAGCAAAGGUGGAUAAAGCUGAUCCACAUCUUGCACUUCUGGACUACAGAAACACACCACGUGAUGGGCUCCCCUCUCCAGCACAAUUAUUCCUUGGUCGCAGAACACAAACCCAACUCCCUACCUCUGCAAAACUACUGGAACCGCACACGUUUACUGGAAUACCACAACAGCUGCACAAGCACCAGAUGAAGCAGAAAUACUACUACGACCAGAGCUCCAAGCCACUCCCUCAGCUGAGUCCAGGAGACAAAGUUCACGUGCGGGAGGAGAAAACAUGGAAACCAGUAGUAGUCUCCAGCAACGCGGAUGCACCUCGGUCCUAUAUUGUCACCAAACCAAAUGGACACACAUAUCGCAGAAACAGGAGAGAUCUCAGCAAAUCCUACCGCCAUGACCAGCCGGACAACACAGCGAACUCUGGCCAACCUCUGAAUUCCAACAAUGACAAUCAAGGGCAAAUACAAACUGCCUCAUCCCCCACAACCACUCGAUAUGGACGAACUAUCAAAUUGCCAUCUUACUUGGAACACUUUGUUGCCUUAACCAAACAAAGCACUAAUGCCAGUCACUUGUAA